ACUACCAGCGUCUACUUGGCAAUUAGUCGCUAUUACCACUCGAGUCAAACGAGAUGAAUGCUGCUGGUGCGCUUAAGUUUAUCUUCGUUGUCCUGCUCGGAUCUAUAGCACAAGCCACGACCACAGAUAAUCACACCUGUCUUCCAACGAGCUACAAUAAAAUCUGCAUUCUGGAAUACGUCCACUACAAUCGAAACGACACGACGAGUCACAUCUUUCCCAAAGGACAAUCGCACAUUCGGAUCGGCAGUGAACGAUGGUUUAACGGUAUCAAUUCCGUCAUUCGGAGCUUCGAUGUCAAUCUGUACAAUGAGCUCGACCGACCGCAAGCCUUCGAAGUGGUGAACGUAUUAAUGACGUCAUUAGAAAUACCAAGAGCUCUCCAGCAUGGCAGCUUCGCCGACAACAGUCUCAAAGAAUUUUCUAUAGAAAAUACCAUAGGAGAGGUGUCGCUAACAUUUUUGGAUCUCUCCAGUAAUAUGUUGUCCAACUUGACCAACAUCAGCAGCCUGGUAAAUCUGGAAUCGCUCUACCUGUCCAACAACAAAAUCAUAACCAUCGAACCGGACGUCUUCGCCAAUCUGACCCAGUUGAAAGUGCUGCAGCUUCAGCAUAACAAACUCAAAGUUAUUCCUGCGCUUCCCCGAAGUCUCAACUUUCUCGGAUUAAUGAAGAACGAAAUCCGCACCCUUGGCUAUAGUCAACUUUCACUGCCAUUGCUGGAGGUGUUCAACAUCGAGCGUAACUUACUCGACGAAUUCGACGCACCGUCGCUUCUGCUAGCAAUGCCAAAGUUGAGAAUUGUUCGUCUGGGUGGAAACAGAUAUGGUCUCACGGUUCUGAGGACAGCCAUUGCCGUCCUGCAGCAGCACAACGUCAGCUAUCAGAACAUUUUGGACGAUGAUGCCUGCUACUACGGUAGCAAACUUAUCGAAGGGGUUUGUAUGUGAGAUGAAUACUGGAAAAACGGAUGGGCCAAAGCGACCGGAUUGAGCAUCCUUACCGUGCUCGUUGCCUGCUUGUUCGUAUUGGUUAGCCGGUGGAUUUUCAAAGCGAUGAAUCGAUAGAAAGGAAUGAGCACUGCUGAUACGAGAUACGCUGGCUGAGUUUACAUAACGUAACAUCAUCAAACGACGGCAGUUGCGCUGCUUUAAUCUGCUGUCUGCUGUUCAUAGUCUAGUGAAUAUUUUACGCAGUACAUGAUUAAAAAGUUAUCAGCAUAAACGAAGAAAUAAAGUGAAUCAUUCUUGAAAAACGUCA
Molecule: messenger RNA, 1260 nt
Organism: Malaya genurostris
Lineage: Eukaryota; Metazoa; Arthropoda; Insecta; Diptera; Culicidae
Product: lumican-like
Exons: 2
Cellular component (GO): extracellular matrix
Molecular function (GO): protein binding
Source: RefSeq, a predicted model, not a curated record